UGACACUUCGCUACGGUAUUAUAGCGGAAUUUAAGUGUUUGGGUCUUGCUUUUGUUAAGUUGUUCUGUGACUGUGGAUAAAUUUGUAUUUAAAUAACUUUAAGAAACACAUAGUAAAUAAAAUAUGGAUCAAAUGUUGAGUCCUGGGUUUUCCAUUCCCAGCAUUUCCGCAACACCUCUUCAUCAAAUGGAUGCAGAUCAACAGAUUGUGCCUAAUCCUGUUUAUCACCCUGCCGCGGAUAAUCAUGACUUAAAUCACAUGGGAAUGCCUUCGUUAAUGAAUAGUGGAAACUCACCAGCAACAACAAAUAAUGCCAACAUGAUUGGCAAUUCGCAUCCCACUAUGCCGACGGCGCAUAAACAAAUGCAAUCAUUUCAAAGUUCCAGUUCUUUAAUGACAAACGGAGGAGCGCCACAAAGUCUAAUGCAACCACAAACACCACAAAGUUUGAUGUCACCGAUGGUACCGAUGAGUGAACGCGCCGAAAAUCUAAGCAAUAUUCAUCAGACAAUGGGUCCUGCCACUCCUAUGACACCAAUGACGCCCGGUUCCGCUGACCCCGGAAUUGUUCCACAACUACAGAACAUAGUUUCAACAGUAAAUUUGUGUUGUAAAUUGGAUUUGAAAAAAAUAGCUCUUCACGCACGUAAUGCGGAGUACAAUCCCAAGCGUUUUGCGGCCGUGAUUAUGCGAAUUCGAGAGCCUCGUACUACAGCAUUAAUUUUUUCCUCGGGAAAAAUGGUAUGUACCGGAGCAAAGAGUGAGGAUGACUCUAGAUUGGCGGCAAGAAAAUACGCCCGUAUCAUUCAAAAAUUGGGAUUUCAGGCCAAAUUUCGUGAUUUCAAAAUCCAAAACAUGGUCGGGUCCUGUGAUGUGAAGUUUCCUAUUCGCCUGGAAGGUCUAGUACUUACUCAUUGCAAUUUCAGUUCUUAUGAACCUGAGUUAUUCCCUGGACUAAUUUAUCGAAUGGUUCGACCUCGUAUAGUGCUGCUAAUUUUUGUGUCCGGUAAAGUGGUGCUGACUGGUGCAAAAGUACGCCAGGAAAUCUAUGAAGCCUUCGACAAGAUAUUUCCUAUUCUUAAAAAGUUCAAGAAACAAUCUUAACAUAACAGUUUGUUUAUUGUUUUUGCUGAAGUUAUUAUUUCAAUUGCAAAGAGAAUUUUGCAUUAAAUGACUUCGCUGCUCACGUUUGGUUGCUAACCAUGCAUUUGUGUUUGGAUGAAUCAGGGAGUUUAUUUUUUCUAUACAUUAAAGUUAUACAUAAUGUAUGUGUGGAAAGCUAGAUAAGUGUAUAUUAUAGUUUAUUUAAUAAGUAUGUAUAUUAAAUUUAGAAGCAACGGGUUUAUAAGCCGUAAUAUAUAAAUAUAAUCUAAUUUUAUACGGCAUAUUCUAAUAUUUGUAAUUUAUUUAGCUUUUCGUUUAAUAUAUAUAAAAU
Messenger RNA from Bactrocera dorsalis (oriental fruit fly), 1435 nucleotides. RefSeq names its product TATA-box-binding protein (gene Tbp). Lineage: Eukaryota; Metazoa; Arthropoda; Insecta; Diptera; Tephritidae. The record is from RefSeq and is a predicted model, not a curated record. Gene Ontology annotation, molecular function: RNA polymerase II general transcription initiation factor activity; DNA binding. Gene Ontology annotation, biological process: DNA-templated transcription initiation. The transcript is spliced from 4 exons. The coding region runs from base 124 to 1104 and encodes 326 amino acids.